CACAAAAACACACACACCCCACCACAGAAAAACAGAAAACACCGCAACCAGCAAUGGGCAUAGUGGAAGAAGCUCACAACGUCAAGGUGCUGGGCCCGGGCGACCGCCCUACCAUUGUCCUUGCCCACGGCUUCGGCACCGACCAGUCGGUGUGGAAGCACCUGGUCCCCCACCUCGUCGACGACCACCGCGUGGUCCUGUUCGACAACAUGGGCGCCGGCACCACCAACCCGGAGUACUUCGACUUCGAGCGGUACGCUACGCUGGAGGGGUACGCGUACGACGUGCUCGCGCUGCUGGAAGAGCUCCGGGUCGAGUCGUGCGUCUUUGUCGGGCACUCUGUCUCGGCUGUGAUUGGUGCAAUCGCGUCCGUGAAUCGGCCUGAUCUGUUCUCCAAGAUUAUCAUGAUCUCUGCUUCUCCGAGGUACUUGAACGACGUGGAUUACUACGGAGGAUUUGAGCAAGAAGACCUAGACCAGCUAUUCGAGGCGAUGGCCUCGAACUACAAAGCGUGGUGCUCCGGAUUCGCGCCGUUGGCGGUGGGCGGCGACAUGGACUCGGUGGCGGUUCAGGAGUUUAGCCGGACCUUAUUCAACAUGCGACCGGACAUAGCCCUAAGAGUGGGCCAGACCAUAUUCCAGAGCGAUUACAGGAAUCUGUUGUGCCAGGUGAUGGUGCCGUGCCACAUCAUACAGAGCCUGAAGGAUCUGGCGGUGCCGGUGGUGGUUUCUGAGUACCUCCACCAGAACCUCGGCGGGGAGUCGAUCGUCGAGGUCAUGUCCACCGACGGUCACCUCCCGCAGUUGAGCUCGCCAGAUGUGGUGGUUCCGGUGCUCCUCCGGCAUAUACGUUAUGAUAUUGCCGUCUGAGUUUUUUUUUUUUUUGGAGGUUUUGAGAGCAAUGCUAUGCACAUAACCUUAAAACACUUAUUAUGAAUUGUUCGAUGCACAUAGGCUCCACAUGCAUUGAACAGUUUCGGACGUAGUUGUGUCCGAAGUUAUGUUUUAAAAUUCCGUGCGUAGACUCUCAGUUUGAUUAUAUCUGUGUGAUAUUUUCCCA
Messenger RNA from Rhododendron vialii, 1059 nucleotides. Its product is annotated as probable esterase D14L. NCBI's taxonomy places the organism in Eukaryota, Viridiplantae, Streptophyta, Magnoliopsida, Ericales, Ericaceae. Bases 54 to 869 code for a protein of 271 amino acids. The transcript has 2 exons. Gene Ontology annotation, biological process: response to karrikin. The record is from RefSeq and is a predicted model, not a curated record.